AUGGAGAACACCACAGAAGCAACACAGUUCAUCCUCCUAGGACUGACCAAAGACACAAAACUACGCAUCCCAUUUGUAAUGAUCUUCACUCUUAUAUAUGCAAUAAAUGCCAUCGGAAACCUGGGGAUGAUCCUGUUGAUUCUGUUGGACUCUCGUCUCCACACGCCCAUGUACUUCUUCCUCAGUAACCUGUCUCUGAUAGACUUCUGUUACUCUACAUCUGUCAGCCCUACAGUCAUAGCUGGGUUGCUUGUGGGUGACCUGGUCAUCUCCUACAGUGCAUGUGCUGCUCAGAUGUUCAUUUUUGCAACCUUUACCACUGGGGAAGUAUUCCUCUUGGCUGCAAUGGCCUAUGACCGCUAUGCAGCUGUGUGUAAACCCCUGCAUUAAACCAUCAUGCCCACAGGUGUGUGCCUGGGUCUGGCUAUACUCUGCCAUACUGGGGGCUUCAUCAAUGCCUGCAUCCAUGUUGGGGAAGCAUUCAGUCAGACUUUCUGCAGCUCCAAUAAGGUCCAUCACUUUUUCUGUGAUGUUCCAGCAGUCAUGUCUCUGUCUUGUUCUGAUAAGCAUAUUUCUGAGAUGGUUCCUGUUUAUGUAGACACCUCAAUUGUAUUUUUUUGUCUUUCAGUUAUCUUUGUAUCCUACAUGUUCAUUUUUAUCACCAUCUAUAGGAUGCGCAAAACUGCAGGCUAUCAGAAGGCUCUGUCCACCUGCGCUUCUCACCUCACUGCCAUCACCAUCUUCUUUGGGCCGAUCAUCUUUAUGUACUUGCAGCCCAGCUCUAGCCAUUCCAUGGACACGGACAAAACAGCAUCUGUGUUUUAUACAAUGGUCAUCCCCAUGCUGAACCCCAUAGUCUACAGCCUGAGGAACAAGGAGGUCAAGAAUGCAUUCAAGAAGCUGGGUGAAAAGAUAAAAUUGUCUCUGGGAUUAUGA
Molecule: messenger RNA, 936 nt
Organism: Talpa occidentalis (Iberian mole)
Lineage: Eukaryota; Metazoa; Chordata; Mammalia; Eulipotyphla; Talpidae
Product: olfactory receptor 5B3-like
Biological process (GO): sensory perception of smell; G protein-coupled receptor signaling pathway
Cellular component (GO): membrane
Molecular function (GO): G protein-coupled receptor activity; olfactory receptor activity; odorant binding
Source: RefSeq, a predicted model, not a curated record